This is a messenger RNA of Syngnathus acus (greater pipefish), 3071 nucleotides long. RefSeq lists its product as uncharacterized. The record is from RefSeq and is a predicted model, not a curated record. Lineage: Eukaryota; Metazoa; Chordata; Actinopteri; Syngnathiformes; Syngnathidae. Bases 894 to 2801 code for a protein of 635 amino acids. The transcript is spliced from 2 exons.
AUAGCAACAUUAUCAUGUGAUGUCUCAACUGCUUCCCCUCACUUGUACGAUUUAACAAUGCAGCGGUACCGAUGAGCAAACUCUGUCCUCAACAAGUUUAGGAAUAUUUUUUUUUUUAAAUCGGGCACAGCAAGAAAUUCAAACACGUGUGAACCAUCUAAUCGCAUCAAUUAUUGAAAUGGAUCAGGUGUGAUGAUGCUGGAUCAGGAUCUUCCUCUUAUUUUUCUUCUUCUACUAUAAGGUAAGGAUUUUUUUUAAUAUGUUAAUUUGCAGAUUUUCAGAUAAACUUCUUUAAGAUACAUAGAUUAUAUUUAUCUGUAACAUGUUAAUUGUUAUUGUGUAAUGUUAAUUAUUAGGCAAGUUUAGACAGAACAUUGGACAGCAGAUGUAUCACUAGACAUAUAAAUUAACAAAUUAGCAUUUAAAAUUUAUUUUGAUUGGCUAAAGUAAGUUUUGAAUUGGAAAGAUGUAAUGUCAUACAAUAAAAUCUUAUUUUACUUUUAUACUGAUCGGUGUUCACUCUGGUAUCUAGAAAGGGUCGGACCGGAGCGAUCCAGUAUAGCAGCUGGUAACGUUAAAACAGGACACGAAGAGCAGAGAUUUGAUCCGUCCUCUAAUUGCUGUGAUUCCAAAGCGUUGCAAUUACAGAGAUCGAAGCAGCUGCAUGCAAGUUGUCGUCACAGAGAGUGCAGGCAAGCCUAUUGUAUAUUGUUCAUACCAGAGUUUCCUAGAUUUGAAAUUGUAUUUUGCUUAUUCUCAAAACUCAAAUUAGAAAUCAUAAAACUGAUUCUCUUUGGUCUGACAUUGCCAGGUACUGAAGAUGAUUGCUUACACCAAUCUCGGGAUGUAUUACUGGGCAAUCACAAUAUUCUUUGGAAAUAGCUAGUUACUUCAUGGAGAUGUUCCCCAAUGGACGCCUCGAUGGACAAGAUGAGCACAACCUGAAAGAGCUUGACGUUCUUCCGCAAUCACUCAUGGUGGAACACAGCUUGAAUAUACCGCAAGUAAACGACAAACUAGAGUCCAAUCAGUCCCUUAGCCAAUCACGGCGAAACAGCCGUUCUGAUUGUGAGUCUGCUAUGGAGGAAACGCUACCCCAGAUAAUUAAAAAGCUCCACAUUGAAGAUGUUAAACAAGACGAGGAGCAAGGUUCUAAUAAUCUAGUGGAUCAUAUCCUGAAAGAGCUCAAAGGCAUAAAUAAGAUCCAGGAGGAAAUAUCAGACCUCAGGCAGUACUUAACGUCCGUGCGAGGCUCAGUGGACGAAGUUUCGUGUUGCGUUGACGCGGUGCUAAGUGAAAUUGGCGAGUUAUACUCCGGAGCUUCAGCUGCACCUUACUCGAGUCCACUUUCUCAAAGUCACAGAAUCAGGCGAGGAAGCUUAGGAAGACAGAACGCUGUUACGUCACCUCUCAAGAGACCGACUGCUCCGCUGUCUGAUUGCAAAAAAACAUCUCACGGUCCUUCCAAGCAAUCGAUUGGCGGUCAAAUUACACUCCAAUCAAACCAACAACCAAUUCAGGACAAAGAAUUACAAAGUUCAAAUAUACAGGAGCUUUUUCGUCUUCCUCAAGGUCAGGACUACCAACGUAACCACUCUUUGUCAUCCUGUGACUACUCCAGGUCAGGAUUUAUUUGUAUUGACCCAGAAAAUGACAGGUGGCCUUCUGAACACUUCAGUACUUGUGGAGAGGGAGGUUGGAGCGAGAGUGAACCCUCCUAUGGAAAUAUUGAAGAGCCACAUGUUUGGGACGACUGUUGUCCAGAAACACAAAGCAACACACCAGGUCAUUCUUCAGGCGCUAGUUCAGAACAUCUCUCAUUACUUUUUGGAAUUCAUUACAACUCUCCCGCAUGUUCUCCUAGUUUGGACAAAUGUCCAAAUACAGAGGGGAGGUUCUCUUCCAUUAGUGGGAGUUGCUCCAAUAUCUUCUUGACAGACUGUGAUGGUGGGGACCUGUGUGAUGACUACACAUCAUCUGGAGACACUCUUGAACUUGGAUCAGGACAGAGUUUGGACCAGGAUUGGACUGAUCACAGCAUCUCAAAAGAUGAUGGAGGAGAAUCUGUGUCACAACAUUCUUUAGAGGUUUCUUCCAGUGUAGGAUUUGAUCUUAGGACUUUUAGCAAAGCUGUGCUAAAUUUCAGGUCUUCUGUGAAGGGGGCUUGGAAAAUGUUUGACGGCCUCAACCCUGAUGAUUUGGAUGAUGACAUCUUGGAGACAUCUCUGCCUGUCAUUACACACACAGAUGUGUCCAACAAUCACACUCCAUGUGUCCCCACAACGGAGGUCAGUGAAGUUUCAGACGUUCAAGAUCCUGGAAAGAUAUCGGACAAACCGUCAUGUUCCGUCCAAUCAUUGGAGCAAGAGUCUGGCCACUCUCUGUCAAUCGUAACAGAUAGAAGUGAUGAAGAGAUUAUUCAAAUCAAAGAAGACUAUAAAACUAAUUCGGAAAUGCCCGACCUUUACCUUAACCCAAAUGAUUGCCCCGUCAUCCAAGAUGAGAGUCCGUUGGAUGCUUUGCCCAGUUCAGAUGAAGUACCCUUCAGUUGUCCUCCUGAAAACAUGGUGGAGGAGCUUGGAAAACCUCUCGAUUCCGAUCACAAAGCACGUAUAGCUAACUUUCAGCGCAUUCUUCGGGAAAAGAAGCAGAUUCAUCAGCGGCUGUCCCAGUCUACUCAAGGAUCUCAGGGGUCUUGUGGUUCUCAAGGUUCUCAAGGAUUUCGAUCUCAGGAGAUGUGUAUUAAAGAGACAGUGCAAGAAGAAAAUCAGGUUGCUCCAAUUCUGUUAGCUCCAUAUUAAAUUUUUUAUUUGUGUGCUGUAUGUUUUUAUUUUUGCCGUCAGUUUUUGUUUACUGCAAAUAAGGCUUCAUAACACUGUUGGAAGUAUUAACAUAAAAAAGUAGAAUUUUUGGGGAUUAUUUUGGUGACUGUGAAAUAAUUUGUAUGAUAAAAUAUUUCAACAAAUGUUUGUGAAAAUAUCUUUUAUCAUUAUUUAUUUUAUCAUUAAACAUAACCCUGUAGAGGGGUGGAAACUUGUGCUUCAACCUAGUUCCAUUUCUUUCUUUGUGGC